This is a messenger RNA of Hyposmocoma kahamanoa, 2182 nucleotides long. RefSeq names its product glucose dehydrogenase [FAD, quinone]-like. Bases 148 to 1962 code for a protein of 604 amino acids. Gene Ontology annotation, molecular function: oxidoreductase activity, acting on CH-OH group of donors; flavin adenine dinucleotide binding. Lineage: Eukaryota; Metazoa; Arthropoda; Insecta; Lepidoptera; Cosmopterigidae. The transcript has 6 exons. The record is from RefSeq and is a predicted model, not a curated record.
GGCCUUGGCUUCAACGAAUUCGAGACUCUCUUUAUGGAAUAAUAUAAACAGCAUGCUUUAAGGAGGAUUUUUUGUCAGUUUUUCUGCCUUUGGUGGAAAUAAAACCUCCAACACGAGAAUCAAAGACAAAGAAAUUACUAUUGAACAAUGUGGCAACCGGGGAACUUGCACAAUUUUUGCCCUGAUAGCAACCUUACCGCUUGCUCAGCAUUUUCUAAUAUCUAUCUGUAUUUGCUUGUUCAGCUAUUUGGUGGCAGUAAACCCCAUAGGAAGGAGCGUGCUGUCGAGGAAUAUGACUUUAUUGUAGUUGGAGCUGGUUCAGCUGGGUGCGUGGUUGCUAACAGACUUACUGAGGUUCGGGAGUGGAAGGUGUUGCUUCUAGAGGCAGGUCCAGAAGAGCCUUUUAUUACGGCGCCUCUGGGUGCAGCUUCCGUUCUCCUAGGCUCCAAUAUUGACUACAAGUAUUCUACGCAGCCAAAUGAAAACAGCUGCCUCGUCCAAGGACGAUGUUCUUGGCCCAGGGGUAAAGUGAUGGGGGGGUCCAGCGCAAUCAACUCGAUGCUUUACAUAAGAGGACAUCGAAUGGAUUACGAUGAAUGGGCUGCUUUGGGGAACAAAGGGUGGAGCUACGAAGAGGUGUUACCCUAUUUUAAGAAAUCUGAACACAAUCUUAACAUCAGACGUCUUAACAACUGCUACCAUUCUAGUGAUGGCUUACAGCCAGUCUCCGACCCGGUUGUUAUUGACAAACCUUCUAACUUAAUAGUACAAGCAUUUCUCGAAUUGGGAGUACCUUAUACAGAUUUCAAUGGCGAAAACCAAAUGGGGGUAUCACAUGCCCAAACCACUUCUAAAGAUGGUUCCAGAGUAUCCACAAACUCAGCUUUUAUAGAGCCCAUAAGAGGCAAGAGAGAUAAUCUUAGUGUGCAAAGCGAAUCUACAGUCAUUAAAAUUCUCAUAAAUGACAAAAAUAAAGCUCAUGGAGUAACAUAUGUUAAAAACGGUAAAUUUUUUAAUGUAACAGCAAAAAAAGAAGUUAUAAUAUGUGCUGGAGCUAUUGAUUCUCCUAAAUUACUCAUGUUAUCUGGUAUAGGGCCGAGGAAACAUCUAAAGGAAAUGAAUAUUAAAGUAGUACAUGAUUUGCCUGUUGGUGAAAAUUUACAAGAUCAUGUAUCUUUUAAUGGUAUGGUGAUUUCUUUACCAGAAAAUGUAAGUACAAUGGCAAACAAGGGAAUGGUACUUAAAGAAAUAUAUGACUAUUUUCUACAAGGUGAACUUAAAACUGGACCAUUUUCUUACGGCGGUGCAUUGACAACUAUGGCUUUCGUAAAAACAAAUCCUAACCUGCCAGCGCCUGAUGUCCAAUACGACUUCGGAGGCAUUAUCCGGAGAGAAUUCUACCAAGACGUCAUAGGUUACCUUAAUACUAAAGUUCUACCAGAUUCGUUUUACGACUCCCUGAUAGUCAAAGUUAUGCCUUUGGAAAGCAAAAGCAAAGGCAAACUGAUUCUUAACACAUUAAAUCCGUUGGGUCCACCCCUUAUAUUUGCAAACUAUUUUAACAAUUCCCGAGACAUGGAAACGUUACUUAGCGGAGUCAAGUAUCUUUUAAAACUGGAAAAUACAAAAGUUUUCAACGACACUGGUUUAUACUUUGUCAAAGAAAUGUUACCGGCUUGCGAAAAUUACACAUGGACCGAAGCAUAUUUUGAAUGCCUAGCUAAAAAGUACACAGUUUCCGCAUACCAUCCCGUAGGAACUUGCAAAAUGGGCCCAAGUCAUGUUAAAUCGUCUGUAGUUGACCCUCGGCUGAAAGUGCACGGUGUGAAAUCUCUUAGAGUAAUAGAUGCGUCCAUAAUGCCGAAUGUGCCAAGAGGGAACACUAACGCUCCGACUAUCAUGAUUGGGGAAAAAGGGGCUGAUUUGAUCAAGGAAGAUUAUCGCGCUUCGAAUUAUUAUUAAUCAAUGCAUAAGUCAUUAUACCCGCCGUGUUUUUUAAGACGUAUGCUCAUCGACGGCGGUAUCUUGCGAACGGCAUCUCACGUAUCGGAUUCCCGUCCAAAAGUGCACAAAACAGUAUUCUAAACUACAAUUUUUCGAUCUUCAUUUUUCAUUUAUUCCUAUUAAAUAAAUGUAUUCGUUAAUAAAUGUUACCACGCAAUAAAGAGUCCAAAUUUUUUUG